GUGAUGUUCUCUUAGUGGAUAUCCCUAUGGUAAAUGGUGAAGGGAUCCACAGAUGAAGAUAUAUUGUGCCCACUAGCCACAAAGCGGCCGUUGGAUUGGGCCAAGCAAAGGGAGCACUGCGGUUCCUGUCCUCGUUGGUGUCUGCGACAAGAGGUUGGAGGUCAUUUUGCCAGAGUACUUGGCCUCAGUUCUACUUAUGCCCUUCAUGAGCGUUGGAAGUUGUCGCAUCGACGACUCUUGGUGUUGGCUUACUGCGUCCUAUCCUCUUCAACUUCAAGGGAGUCGGGGUUUCAAGUCCGGACUAGACUGGCGAUAGCCUGCGGCUGGGUGUUGAGAGAUGUCCAGGGCUUUCCGAGUAGCGUCAUCUCAUGACACAUGACACCCUACUGCGACGUCCCACAAGAGCCUCAUAUAUAUCUCCGUCUGCCCCGUUGGUUGCCUCCUGCGAAAAGCCGGUAAUGACUUGUUGUCGCCCAAACCUGGCGCGGCUGCCAAUAUGUCGGCCGACACCACUUGGACAGCGUGCCGUGGCGCACCAGACGUACUCGGAAACACCAAAGGGAAUACGG
This is a messenger RNA of Sodiomyces alkalinus F11, 569 nucleotides long. RefSeq lists its product as hypothetical. Lineage: Eukaryota; Fungi; Ascomycota; Sordariomycetes; Glomerellales; Plectosphaerellaceae. The record is from RefSeq and is a predicted model, not a curated record. The coding region runs from base 34 to 372 and encodes 112 amino acids. The transcript has a single exon.